Molecule: messenger RNA, 1592 nt
Organism: Periophthalmus magnuspinnatus
Lineage: Eukaryota; Metazoa; Chordata; Actinopteri; Gobiiformes; Gobiidae
Gene: tsfm
Product: Ts translation elongation factor, mitochondrial
Exons: 6
Coding region: 116-1045 (309 amino acids)
Biological process (GO): mitochondrial translational elongation
Cellular component (GO): mitochondrial matrix
Molecular function (GO): translation elongation factor activity; protein binding
Source: RefSeq, a predicted model, not a curated record
GCGAAGAAGCAGUGUGUUUGUCCCUCGCGGUGUGCCGUACCAGCGUGGCUCAAUGACAUUUGAACAUAGAGCUUCAUAAGAAGUGCAGAUUGUGCAUUUGUGCAGAUUUAUAAACAUGUCUGUGGGGUUUUUAUUCAGAUCUGUGUCUAAAGGAGCGACAAGGGCGUGCUCGGUGGGUCCGGUCCAGUCCUUACACUCAGGAUGUUCACUCUUUGCUGCAGAAAAAGCUCUUCUCAUGAAACUGAGGAAAAGCACUGGUUACACGUUCACAAACUGUAAAAAGGCUCUGGAGAAGUUUGACAACGACAUCACACAGGCUGAGUCGUGGCUCCAUGAACAGGCCCAGAAGGAGGGCUGGAGCAAAGCAAACAAACUGGAGGGACGCAGGGCCAAAGAGGGGCUGGUCGGCGUGUUUGUGGGAGACAACGACGCCGUCAUGGUCGAGGUGAACUGUGAGACAGACUUUGUGGCUCGUAAUGAGAAGUUCCAGGAGCUGGUGAAGGCUGUCGCUUUUGCCACUUUGGCUCAUCACAAAAACAAAACUCAAAAUCAGAACGGAUAUGUCAAGAGUCUUAUUGGAGGAGAGGAUUUGAAUAAACUCACUCUCACUGAAGGAGUCACACUCGCUGACCACGUGGCUUUUGUAAUCGGGCGUCUGGGUGAAAACAUGUCGCUGAAGCGCGCCGUGAGUCUUGGCGUUCCCCAGGACUGGCACAUCGGCUCCUACGUGCACGGAUCGGUUCCCGGGCAGAUGGAGGUGGCGAUGGGGCGGUAUGGAGCUCUGGUGGUGUUCCAGGGGGGUCCGGCUGGAGAGCAGGGGGCUUUGGGGCGUAAACUCGGGCAGCACGUGGUCGGAGAGGCCCCUGUGGCUCUGGGGAACAUGGAGGAUCUGUCGUGUGGGGAGGGGGAGACUAGACUUUUAGCGCAGACAUUUUUGGCCGACCCGAGCCGUACCGUAGCGCAGUUUUUGAAGGGGAAGCAGGCUCGAGUGCUGGACUUUGUGAGGUUUCAGUGUGGGGAGAGUCUAGGGGACGAAGGACGAUAAAAACUCAAGACUUUGAGUUAGAUCUGCCACUUUACUGUAUAAAUAUGAAUUCCAAUGUAUAGGUCAAUUUAAUGAUCAAAACUAAAAUAACUUAAAUAAAUUACCGUAUGUUUUCAGUGGAAGCCCUCAUGUGUUUAUUUUAGUUCUGAUUUAAAGCUACAUUGAGUAACUUCUGUUGGACGGCCUGGAAUGCUACAUAGUAUGGCAAUAAAAUGAUAAAUCGCCAUGGAGACAAGCAGGUGAUGCUGACGGGCCUCGUAUAGGUCAGUGCGAGUGAGUGUUAUUUUUCAGAAAUUAAAACACUUGUAACUGAAUAAAUGCAAGAUAGAUACGUUUAAUGCAAUACUCCGGAACAUUCAAGGCAAAUAAGUGACAUCUCAAUGGAAAAAAAAGUGGAUCGCAAAUGGGGACAAUAAAAGUAAAUUUUCCAUAAUGUUUAUGUGGUGUUUUCAUGAAAAUAAUCCAAAAGAGAAUUACACGAGUGUUGAACCUUAUAAUUCAUAUUUGUGAUUUUGUCUGCAAAUUAAAGCAAUACCUUGUAACUUUC